Babesia ovata is the source of this 12675-nucleotide messenger RNA. RefSeq names its product Extracellular matrix-binding ebh, putative. The record is from RefSeq and is a predicted model, not a curated record. The coding region runs from base 1 to 12675 and encodes 4224 amino acids. Lineage: Eukaryota; Apicomplexa; Aconoidasida; Piroplasmida; Babesiidae. The transcript is spliced from 2 exons.
AUGGACCUGGACAAGUGGAUCGUAAAAACUACGAAAGACAUUGAAGCCGCGCAGAAUUUAGUCCAGAAGAUUUUGGAUGAGGUGAAUGGAAUUGCUAAAUCUCAGAAUUUGCCCAAACUUGAAUCGGCGAUUCACAAGGUUGAAACCGAGUUGGAUGGCAGAGCUAAGGAUUUACAAAAAUGGAAGGCAGCGGCGGAAAAAGUACUCCAAGGAACGAUUGAGAAGGGGUAUGAUGUGCAUAAGAACAUGGAUCCCACUCAACAAAAAGAUCCCCCUGGCGAGGCGACACAGAUUGGCAAGGGACUUCAGCAGAUUACUACAGCUAAAGAAGCAGUUUCAGGUGUCAAUCAGAAGCUGAUUGACGUUCACGGAGAUUUGCACAAUUGGAAUACCACGGCAGGUGAAGUUCUUAGGAAAGUGGUUACUAAGGCGCAGGACGUGCGUGACAAGUUGGACCCUAAUACACAAGAUGAUCAGCAUAAAAUUGGUAAGAACAUUAAGACUAUUGAAGAAGCUAAAACGCAACUCGAUAGCGCAAAAGACCAACUUGGCGAACAAGUUACCAAGUUAGGUACCUGGAUCACCGACGCUGAGAAAAUCCGUCAACAGGCAGAGCAAAAGGCCAAGGAAGCCUAUGAUAAGUUGAAGGUUAAUAAGACAUUGGACAAAAAUGUUAAGAAGAUUGUGGCAGCUAAAGACAGAAUUAAUGAAGUGUAUGGGAAGCUGAAUGGUCAUAUUGGGAGUUUGAAUAGUUGGAAGCAGGAGGCCAGCACAGUGCUUGACGGGGCGAUUGGGAAGGCGACGGAAGUUUGGCAUGCAUUGGAUGACAGUGAGACAAGGAAGGGUAUUGGGAAAGAAAUUGAUGGAAUCGACAAAGCUAAAACGCAAAUUCAGACUGCAAACAAGGAACUUGAAGGACAUGUGAAGAGUCUGGAAGACUGGAAGUCUGCCGCCGGGAAUGUUAUUACCAAGGCCAACGAGAAGUGUGAUGAGAUACUUAAGAGGGUUUAUAAGGGUGACCGACCGGACGGUGUAAUUAAACAGCAAGCUGAGGCGCUGCAGAAUAAAGCCAAAGACCUUUUGACCGCUUACGCGGAGGCGCAUACUGAAGUUACCGGUUUGACACUGAAAGUUCAAAAUGCCGUUAAAGAUUUGGAAGAAGGCAUGAAAGAGGAUUUGCAAAGGCUGCAAGGGAGUAUUGUGCAGAAGAUGAAGAGCCAUGUUGGUGGGAUGCUUGGUGAAAUAAAGACGCAAGUGGGACAGAUUAAGGGGGAUGCAUCCUUAAACACAGGCCUUGAAGGCAUUGAGCAGGGAGUGCAGCAUUAUUUCACUUUUUUCCAGAGCACUUUCACCAAAGCAGUCGGCGGUUGGAUCGAUGAUAUUCUUGCUCAUAACGGCCUGAUUAAAAAGCUGCUUGGGUGGCAGGGUAAGUGGGUGGAGGAGGAGCUUAGGAAGCAGCUUAAUGACAGUGGUCUCGGAGGCUUUAUUAAGGAACCGCUUGAAAAGGAAAUUAACGCAGCGGUUGAAAUGUUCAAAUAUACACAAUCCACUGAUACUGACGGCAUCCAGCAAAAAAUCACACAGGUCAAAAAUGCCUGCACACUGUUUGCCAAGGCGCUUGAUGAGAAACUGGAGAAGGAUCCAGAGAGUGAUGGUGUCCUUGCGUUGGCCAAGAAGGCCAAGGAUGCGAUGAACAGUCCGGAAUCACGAAGCACAAAAGGCAACUUACAAAGGGUCUUAGAAAAGGCAGACUGUCAGUGUGGUUGCGGGAAUAACUGCAAAAAAGGAACUCCAGAUAAGUGCCAAAAAUGCGAGCAACCAAAAUGCAACCUCACGCAGGCCAUCGCCACCACGCUCCUCGUCGUGUCCUCGGUGGCCCGGCAGGUGGGCAAGGAGCUUAAUUCAGUGUUCCUCAACAUCGACGAGAAGCACGGCAUCAGCCCCAGUGAAGGAAGCAUCGCUUCCAUCCUUGACAGAAUGACGCCGGUUGUGAAUGGGCUUCACGACAAUCUCGAAAAGGCGCUUAAUGGACAAGGCUCCGAUCACAAAGUUGGCAAUCAGGCUAAAAUCUCCGACAAGCUUGAUAAGGCAAUUGAUACUGAAGUUGCGGAUAAGUUUCCGAAGGAGACGGCGCAGCCGAGCGGCGCUCCAAGUGCCCCGCCAAAUUAUAAGCUUGGUGAAGUCGCGAAGGAAUAUAAUACGCAUAUGACAGAGAAGGUGAGCAAAGAGUGGGAUAAAAUUACCAGUAAAAUUCCAGAGCUUCAAGUGUCCGCCGAAAAUAAGACAAAAUACUCCGGCAAACAAGGCAAAGAUGCUGUCCAACAAGAAAUCAAAGAUCUCCACUCCGACCAUGGACAAAAAUUCGAUGGCUUCGUAAAAGCCGUCAGGGACCUCGUUAAGAAGGAAGAUCAAAACCCGCCGUUGCAAGGUAAAAAAGAAGAUGUUUAUCACUACGUGGAGGAUUUGGAUGGCAUGAUUAAGAAUGGAAGUGGUGACGAAAAUUAUGCGCUGAAAUCCGAUGCAGGCAAAACUGUUAAACGCCUUGAGAAAAUCCAUGAGGUUGUUAAAGGUCUGCAAGAAAAAGCGUUACCUCCCCAAAUUACCAAAAUCCAAGAUGCCAAACAGGCAAUUGUGGAUGAACUCAGAAACCUCAGAAAGGAGUUGAAAGGUGAACAAGGCAAAAAGGACGGCGUCGUUGACCAGUUGACGGAUUUGAUGAUCACUGGACUUAAUAAUGUUGACAAGUGGCAACCUAACGGUAAAGAAGCAAAGGGCUUUGACAAUAUUAAAAAUACCCUUCACACUCAACAAACUCAGUUGACCACCCAGCCCGCUGCAAUCUCCACUGGCGUCAACCAGAUUACCCAGGAGCUUGAAAAGCUGAGAGGGGAGUUGAAAGGAAAACAUGGCAGUAAGGAAGAUGUCAUACAUGCUUUGAAAUUCUUGAUAAGCGAUGGUUUUGGCACUGAAAGGUGGAAGAAUAGUAAGAAUUUUUUUAGUAAUGAUGAUGGUCAAGAGGUUGACGGCCUUGGGAAAAUCCACAAGGACCUUAAAGGGCAGAAUGCCAAGUUGCCCACAGCAACCGACAAAAUUACUGACGCCAUCAAAAAUAUCAGAAGGCAACUUGCACUUGUCGGAAUCCGGUUACAUAAUGUGGUCGUGGAUGGUGACGUCGUGGACUACUUGCAGGCUCUGCAAAGGCAAAUCGGUAAAAGCAGAGUGAAGGACAAAGAAAAUCUCCAUGGCAUUAAUGAGGAGAUUAAAAUGCUGAAAAACACAGAUUUCACUACGCAUCCUAAUAACAUCCAAGAUGCUGUUACAAAAAUGACCUCAGCGCUUACAACCCUCCAAGGUGACUUGCAAGACAAUGUCACCGGCAAACUGACGAAGUUGAGAGAGCAGGGGCUUCAAAAAGGCGUAAACUGGGAUGAUAAAGCACAAAGUGUAAAGGGUUUCGAGACAAUAAAGGAGGAAAUUGACAACCUUCAAAAGGAACGUUUUAGCAAGCAUAGUGACAUCACCGCCGGCAUCCAAGGAAUCACCCUGUCGCUUAACAGCCUUAGAGACACGUUGGAAAAUGACGUCACUAAAAGGCUGCAGAAGCUGAGAGACAGUGGCCUUAAUGAAGGUAGAGAAGCGUGGACAAUUGACAACAACUCUGCAAAAGGCCUCACUAAGAUUACCGAAGACAUCGAGGCCAUAAAAACCAAGGACGUUGAGGACGUGAAGGAGAAACUAAAGGAGCUGUGCACGGCGAUCCGGACGGAAGCAAACGAGUUGAAGAGGGACUUAAAGCGUCUGAAAGGUGACAGCCUUGAUGAGUUGACUGGAAUAAAAGACCAAUUGCACAACCUGCAGAUCCGUCUGGUGAGUGGGCCAAUUCAGGCCUGCAAGGAGUUCAUUGACAGGGACGCCGACAGAUUCGCAAGGGAAUGCAUUGCGUCCCUCACAGCGUUCGUCAACGGGCAAGUGGCCACCGCAAUCGACGACAUCACAGCCUUCGCCAGGCAGCAGUAUGUCUCCAACAUCAAGGAGGCGCUGAAGGCCUUCGCCCGGAAGGUUGAAGAGGAGCUGCGGGAGUUGCCGUGGGAGAUCGACAGGGACCUGAGACUGGAGUACAAGGGCCUGAUGGCCCGAGUGGAGCACGGCCUGCAAAAUGACCUCAACGUCCAGAAACUCAAGGAGUCAAGGAGCCUCCCACCGCUGUCCUCCGCUUUCAUGCGUUUCUACUCGUCACUCGAGGACCACGUGGACAGGGAGAUAAAUCGGUUCCACGACGAGGAGCAGAGGAAAAAUCCCAAGCGGCAGGACGCACAGGAGCAUUCCACUAGGCUCUCCGCGGUGAACGAGGCGUUUCACGCAUUGCUCACGUACUUCAAAGACAACGAUACCUUCGACCACAGACUCCUAGCGCUGCUCCGCAGCCUCACCGACGCGCUGAGUCACCUGCGACCUGAGAGCUUCGCCAAGCCCUCAAGUCCCCUGCUGGACGGCCUGGUGGAGGGGCUCACAAAGUUCGUCGCCGAGUUCACAUGUGCGUACGUCUCAAGAUACGCCGGGCAGACGUUCACCGCUGCCUUGGUCGAAAAUGAGACUUUAACUGAGACCGUAAGAUCCCAAGGCACAAAGUCCGUCACCGCCAAAAACGUUACCAAGCUGACGCCAUACGGUGCCAUGUGCGCCAAGGUCUUUCUCACCACGCUGCCCACACUGUGCGACGCCUUCACCAGGCUGGCGGAGCAGUGCGGGAAGAACGGCAAGUGGAGGGACUACAACAACAAUCUGCGCAACGGACUCGGCACUUUCCUCCACCGCUGCGGCUACAAGGUCUCAACCUCUCCCACCCUGCAGGACGGCGAGCUGCGCGACGAGUGCAACGGCCACGACGUGUUUGUCUUGGUCAGCCAGAAGAUUAAGGAGACCCAUGACAACGCACACCUCAAAAAAUGCCUGUCCCUCACACACGCCUGUAAUCUCUUACAGCUCCUCAAAUGCCUCUGCACGCACCUCACUGAGUACUACAGGACGUGCCACCUCAAACUGCAUCCCUCACCCCGGCCGCCGUGUUCCAUCUACGAGAUGCUUCAAUGGUGCUGCGGGCUUACGUACAACGCCGUGUACCUGGGCCUCAACUCCGAAGCACUGCCUUUGCUGUUCGAGGCGGAGGAGCAGGACUCUGCGGAAUCCGACGUGGCCUUGAUAAACCUCAGCAGCCUGGCGCUGGAAGCUUACCCGCAGAACGUAACACCGGCGUCCCUCACCGACGCACUCACGGAGGUGUGCCACACGUCGCAUUCAGUGCUCACCACGUUACUAGGCUUCGGCCAUGCCGGAGGCAUCUACGCCUGCGACUUCAACACCAACCCGGCAGGCCUGCUCUACCCCGGCGACGCGGACGCUUUGCUCUGCCUGCUCUUCGACGUCCUCAAACGCCUCCACCAACAGCUGUAUCUCCUCUACCGCCGGUGCACCUACAACGCCCGGCACGGCGGAUGGCUCGACUGCUGGUACGGCCGGGGCGUCGGAGGCUCAUCGUGGCGGUGCAACACCAUGCAGUGUGCCAACCAAAUAUGUGACCAACAGUGCAACCAAACACACAACCAAAUAUGUAACCAACGCUGUGACCAACACCCUAAGUGCGGCGUCAAGUCGCCGCUCCAGUCGUUCCUCGAGGACGGCCUGGUGGGCUUCCUCCCUCACCAGCUGUCGCCCAAGGACACCUGUGUCUCAUGCUCCGGAUGUGACACUGAGUCACCCGGCCUGCCGUGCAAGACGCCCAUGGGCCUCUCCAACAUCACCAGGCUGGCCUCCCGUGCGGGUACAGGGCGACGCAUCAUGGACGUCCUCGGCGCCCUCUGCGGCGGAAAGUCAUCCCCCCUCACCAGGCUGUGCGGCUUCCUGAAUUGCCUCCUCACUCGCCCGCCCCGGACGCCAGACGACCUGUUCGCCUUCUACUUCAACUUCAUAUGCGAGUGGCAUAAUGACGGCGAGCACCGUAAGGCGGCCUUCGAGGACGCCGUCGGCGACGCGUGCUUCUGGCAGCGGGGCGUGACACUGGACGUCAGUACAAUCUUCGGCACCAGUGACCAUGGCUCCGUCACCAACAUGCCUCACCUCACCGGGGACCUCUUCUCACUCGUCGAGUGCAACGGCACUCCUCGCUCCGCUCCGUCACACCCCUGCGGCCCAUACCUCAAGCCCCUCGGCCACGACGUACGCGCCACCUUCGCCAGGGAACACGCCCACCUCUACCUCUCCUGGGUGGUAUACCUCACGGAGACUUUCUACGACUAUCUCCGUUCACUGCUCCGGGACUGCGAGCGCAACUGCGCCGACGCCACGUCCGAGUGCCACGCCAGGAGCUGCGACAACCAAUGCCCAGCCAAGCGACGGCCGAUGGCCCCGGACUCCGAGCACCUUGAAUCAUGCCCCUCCAUCGCGGACUGCGACUCCACCACGCCCACACUCUUCCAGUACGGCUUCGCUCUCAGGGACGCCCACAGCCUCGCCGGAUCCACCCGCGGCCACCAUUCCAAGCGCACCUGCGAGGAUCUCUGCACAGCACUGCAAGUCGCCGUCAAGCAGAUGAACCCUCUCCACAGGCUGGCGCACGAGACCAUCCCCGAGUUCCUCUACGGCAUCCGUCUACCAUUCCUCUACACCAUCACAGCACUCUGGUCUAUCGCCACGCUCUACAUCCUCGUCAUACUCCUCUACCGCAUGGACGUAUUGCGCAUCCGCUCCCACCUCCUCACCACCAGGGCCUCCCACCUCAUCGACGUCAAGGCGCUGCUCGCCGGCAGCCGCAGGAUGCUCUCACUCUACAAAGACAUUACCAACUUGAACACUUGGAUCACCGAGGCUGAGAAAAUCCGUCAGGCCGCUGAGGAAAAGGCCAAGGAAGCCUACGACAAGUUGAAGGUUAAUGAGACUCUGAGUAACAAAAUCGGAGAGAUUGUGACGGCAAAUGAGAAGAUUAAAGGAGUACAUACUCAGCUGAGUGGUGUUGGAAAAAGUUUGAGUGACUGGAAGAUUAAGGCCGGGGAAGUGCUUACCGGGGCGAUUGAAAAGGCGACGCAAGUUCAUGAUGCAUUGAAAGAUGAUAAUAAAUCGGAGAUUAGUAAAAGUGUUAAUAGUAUUGAAGAUGCUAAAUCUAAAAUUGUCGACGCUAAUAAAACUCUUGGCACUGAAGUUGAGAAUUUGGGUAAGUGGAAGUCUGCCGCCAAGGAUGUUAUUACCAAGGCGCAGGGGAAGUGUGAUGAUAUACUUGGUAAAGUUUAUAAGAAUGGCAAGCCGGACGGUGUGAUUAAACAGCAAGCUGACGCAAUGCAGAAAAAAGCUGAGAACCUCUUGACUGCUUACAGCCAGGCGCAUGAGAAGGUUAUGGCGUUGGAGACUGCAGUUCCUGCAGCCAUUACAGAUUUGGAGACCGGCAUGAAACAGGAUUUGCAGACUUUGCAGAAGAGUAUUGUGGAAGGGAUGAAAAAGCAUGUUGGGAGUAUGCUUGGUGAAAUUCAGAAGAGUGUGGGACAGAUUAAGGGGGAGGCGGGGCAACCAGGAGAUGGACAUAAUAGUUGGAAAAUUGAAAAUGGCAGCGGUAUUGAAGCUGUUGCAAACGCGUUGAUUAGCAGCUACGCGAAUGCAUUCAGCGAGGCGUGGAGCUUUAAAAGGAUAGUAGGCGGUUGGGCGGAGGGCAUUUUGGGGAAGGAUAAAGAUGAUACCAAGCCCCCUAAAAAGUGGCUUCAGAAGUUUGUUCAGGAUAACGGUGGGAAGGGGAGCGGGAUGGACGUGGUGACGCUGCUGAAAGGUGGUGACCGUGGGUUUGUAUGGAGUAAUAAAAUUAUCGAGCAGAUUAAGACGAAGCUUCAUAGUGAAAUUGAGGCAGGCAAGAAAAAGGUUGAUACGUCCAGUGGUAAAAUCGAAAAAACCAUUACAUCCGUCAAAAAUGCGUGCGAGGCAUUUGUUAGUGGGCUUGAUGAGAAACUAGCGUCCGAUGGAAUUCAGAAGCUUGCCGACCAGAUAUUCGAGGGUAUUGUCAGUGAGGGUAAAUGGAAGGGUUACGGCGGCCACGACAUUCAAGCCGCUAUUAAACCCGCCAUACAAGCCGCGUUAAUUGGUCUCUCCGCUACCGCUAGUCAGGUGGCCAACGAAAUUGACUCCAUCCUUCUUCUGAAAGACAGGGUGAACGGCAAAAGCAUCGCACAGGUGUUGGAUAAAGUAGUUGAGGAGACUAAAAAGCUGCACAACAAUCUGGAAGAUGCGUAUCAAGCGACUAAGCAAGCUGCCGCAUCUCCCACCUCCAGCACCCAGGACAACGAAAUUCUGAAGAGCGUUCAGGGGAUUGAGCAGCAGGUUAAUGAGGGGAUGCAACAGGGCGGUGGUGAUUUGGAGGUUGAAAAAGUCAUGACAUCGUUUGAAGAAAAGAAAAAAGAAGCGCCAGAUCCAUCUGGAAAAAAAGGCCUGUACAAGAAGCUGACUGACGUAGACAUCCCCCAGGCGCUGCAGCCUUUCGAGCAGAUGAAGGAAUUCCAGGAAGCACAAGUAAAACAAGAACUUACAAAAGGCCAAGUAAAAGAAGCAAAUAAAGCUGUCUCCCAGCAUCUCUCCACAAUCGAAACAGGGCUCAAGGAAAUCGCAUGGUUCGUCGAUAGUAAAGCAAAAGGCGGCAAGCAACCAGAAAAAUACACCGGUGACCAAGAUGGCAUCAAGGACUACUUGGAUGAGCUUAAAAGUGCGCUUGAUCAGGGCAAGUUAAAUGGAGCUGAUAAAGGUCUAAAUGAUAUUUAUGAAAAGAUCAAUGAGCUGAAAGACGGUGCAUUUAAUACCGGUCCGACACAAAUUGACACAGCCGUCACCCUUAUUAAGGCGCAGCUUCAAGAGCUUAGGGAGAAGUUGAAGAAUGAUGAUGAUAAUGAUAAAAAUCCAGUUGUCAACGCUUUGCAAGAUUUGCAAACCAAGGGGCUUGGCACCGGUGAUAAGGAUUGGACACCGAACGGGAAAAAGCUCAGUGGUCUUGGGAGAAUUCAGUAUGAGCUCACAUAUCAGAAUAAGGUAUUGCCCGUGCAGACGAAAAUUAUCGAGAAAGCCAUCGCCGAUAUUAAGUGGGAGCUUAUAAAGUUGGGAGCCGAUUUGGAUUAUCCAUUCACUCCUGAUGACAUCUUGGACAAUUUGACACUAUUAAAACACAAGAUUGGAAGAAAUACAAAGUACGGUGACAGCCUUCAAGUAAUUCACAAUGAAAUUCAACAACUGCAAUCCGUUGUGUUUACUCAGAAACCCCUUGCCAUCCAUCAAGCCAACUCAGCAAUUAAAGGAGAACUCAAAGACCUCCAAGGUGUGCUGCAAGGCUCCAAGCCAGGCAAGGAUGUCAUAAAGUCACUGGAGGAUUUGCAGAGCAAUGGACUAAGUGGAGAUAAGGUGUGGAAUGUUAAUGGUCAAGAUAAAAAAGGCCUUAAAAGCAUCGAAAGUGCACUUAAAGCUCAACAAACUACGUUGGGACAACAACCCGGCAAAAUAGACCAAGGCGCCCAGUCAAUCACCAAUGAGCUUAACAGGCUUCAGAAAGAUUUACAGAACAAUGUCACCGAAAAGCUCAAGAAGCUGAAAGAAAGUGGCCUUAAUAACGGCGGAACCAAUUGGACAACUGACAAAGCAAAUGUAAAUGGUAUCCAAAAAAUCACCACAGACAUCGAGACCAUAAAGGACAGGGACGUUAAAGACGUGAAGGAGAAACUCAAGGAGCUGUGCACAGAAAUCCGGCACAUUGCAAAGGACACCGCGUUCACCUUAAAGGAAGUGAAAGAGAAGAACCUUGAAGAGUUAACAGAAAUAAAAGAAAAUCUCCGUAAGCUUCAGAUCCGUCUGGUGAGUGGGCCAAUCAAGGCCUGCAAGGAGUUCAUUAAUAAAGACGCCGACAGGUUCGGAAGGGAGUGCAUUGCGUUCCUCACAGCGUUCGUGAACGGCCAAGUGGCCACCGCAAUCGAGGACAUCACAGCCUUCGCCAAGCAGCAGUAUGUCUCCAACAUCAAGGAGCUUUUGAAGUUGUUCGCCCGGAAGGUGGAAGAGGAAUUAAGUCCCUUACCCCCGUUAAUAAAUGGAGAUCUGCAGAUAGGGUAUAAGGGGUUUGUGUAUGAUUUCCAGCAACGCUUCGAGUCUCACAUCUCUCCUCUAAAGGGUACGCUGCAACUCGACGCCCUGUCCACAGCCUUCAAGCGGUUCCACCUGGCGCUCUCGGGAUACCUCAGCACAGAGAUCAAGAGAGUGCACAGCGAGGAGAGCAAGAAGAAGAAUCCCUCACUACCCCCGGCAGAGGAUCACUACGCCGAGAGGCUUUAUCAAGUCACCCAGGCACUCGAGGAGUUGCUGGAGCACAUCAGCAGGGAGAAACGUUUCGACCGCAGACUUCCCGAAAUGCUCGAUAAACUCGCCAAGGCAGUCGGAGCCCUGCGACCGGAGAAAUUCGCCAAAGUCACAACUCCGAUACUCGACGGCGUGGCGGAGGCAGCGGACAAGUUUGAGAAGGAACUGAGAACGGUGUACAUCUCCACAUACGACGGGGCGUUUGAGGGCCGCGUGCUCUACCACGAGGGGAGGAAGGUGUACACCCCGGAAGCUGCGAAAUGCGCCAUGAUCCUUCUGACCAUCACCGACACGCUGUUCCGCGAUUUGAACGAGCUCAGAAUGAAAUGCGCAGACGAGUGGUCAGAUAAAUUAAUAAACCCCUUCACCCCCCUGGGCGCCUUCCUCCAGCAACGCGGCUACCGCGUCACCUCGGCGUGCGUUCCGGACGGCGAGCUGCGGAACGACAGUGACUGCAGAGGCACCAAAAUAUACGAGCUUGUCAAACGUUCCUUACAGCCACUCGACGAACUCCACGACAUGCUCAAGUGUUACCUGCGUCUCUGUCACUUGCGUGUUCCCCCUGAGCCACGGUACCCCGGCACCGUCAGGGACAUUCUCGCGUGGUUCGCAGGGCUUCCUUACUCCGUGCUCUAUGAGCGCGUUCAGGCGCAUUGCAACGUCCUGUUCAGGGGCGAGGGUGAUGCAGUGGUCAAGCAUUGCUUGCUCUGCAUCCCCGGCGCACUCGGCCUUGUGACACAUCACAGCAGUACCCUCCUCGUCACCAUCUGCGGUAACGGUCGCGGCUUCGACCACGCCGACUACCCCUACGCCUGCAACUUCUGGGACAACUCACGCGGCCUCCACUACCCCUCAGACCUCGCCGAUUUGUUACAUAUGCUGACUCAUUUAUGUAAAUGUUUGCUACUUGCACUCAACUUUUUGCGCGCACGAUGCAAAUAUGAUGCCUCCACGGGCCACGGCUGGCGCGACUGCCGGUACGGCAGAAGCGUCCCCGCCGCCAGCUGGCAAUGUAACAAGCACUUAAUGUGUGAACCAAAUGGCCGACCAACGUGCCGACCAAAUGGCCAACCUAUGUGCCAGUCAACGUGCCAACCAAAAUCCCCGCUACAGGCCCAUUUGAUGGACCAUCUGGCGGGCUUCCUACCGCAUAAGUUGGCCUCCGUCGGUUGUGACUCGCAGUGCGACACGUGUUCUAUCGCAUCCCCCGGCAUGCCCUGUGUCACGCCCAUGGGCUUCUGGGACCUGCCGGAUGCGGGGUCCAUUGUCGGCAGUGGUGAGCAAAUAUGCGCCGUGCUUACCGCCCUGUGCAGUGGUGCCGAGUCACCCCUGCCAACACUGUUACGUUGCCUUUCCUCAAUUGACCCCUCGCCGCCUCAAAGUCUCGGUGACAUGUUUGCGUUCUACUGCAACGUGUUCCGGUGCCGGCAGUCCGCUGAGUACGUUGACAACGUCCACUUCACUGGUCACCUGAGCACUGCGGCAAUCCCCAGCGUCUCUCUGUACCUCUGUCCCACCACUCAGGCGGCGCAAUUGACCAACGCCCUCACCAGGCUACACCACUCCCCCGACGACCACAGUGGCGCAUCCCCAACGGACGCUGCCACUAACACCUUACAGGCCACCCACUCGGACCUGUCGAGUCUCACCGUCCGGUCGCGGUGCGCCGACUCACUGACCUGCGCCCCCUACCUCCAACCGCUCUCCUUCCACGCCUACCACACCUUCCCCGAGAAGCACGCGGAGGUAUAUUUGUCGUGGGUCAUAUACACCGCAUGGCGAUUCUGGUACCUGCUCGAGCAACUGCUCAACGCCUUUCAAGACAUUGACUGCGCAAGCUCCGGGUGCUCGACGUGUCCCUGCAGACCGGGCCAACAUGGCGUCGACCUCAACUGCAAGUGCAAGGCACUGGUGAGCUGUCACGGCGUCCUGCCGACGUUUCACGCAUACGGAUUUACAUUUGGAAACACGAGAGCCUUGCACGGCAAUAACAGAAAAUAUUGCCGUAAUUUCCGCACGCAGCUCAGCCAAGUCGUCCACUCCAACCACUUCGCCAACCUUUUCCGCCAGAUCGACGAGCUCCUCUACUGCAUCCGUAUGCCCUUCCUCCUCUGCCUCGCAGCACUCUGGGUCAUCGCCACGCUCUACAUCUCCCACACGGUGCUCUACCGCAUGGACGUCCUCCGCAUCCGCUCGCACCUACUCACCACCAGGGCCUCACACCUCAUCGACGUCAAGGCUUUGCUCGCCGGCAGCCGCAGGAUGCUCUCGCUCUACAAGGACGUCGACUACUUCGACGAUGACGUUCACCCGUGA